This is a messenger RNA of Diorhabda sublineata, 1073 nucleotides long. RefSeq lists its product as uncharacterized. The record is from RefSeq and is a predicted model, not a curated record. The transcript has 6 exons. The coding region runs from base 135 to 1040 and encodes 301 amino acids. NCBI's taxonomy places the organism in Eukaryota, Metazoa, Arthropoda, Insecta, Coleoptera, Chrysomelidae.
AUUGAAUAAAUAGACGUGGAUGGUUUAUAUCCAACAACUUUGAAUAAUGAUCUGAUUCAUUGAAUUGAUAAGAUAGUAACUUUUACAAAUCCUAUCAAGGUAGAGUUUUUAGGUUAUGUAGGUAGUGCUUCAAAAUGUUGAUAUUAUUUUCAACUAUCUUAAUAUUCUCACUUGUUUCUAGCGAAACUGAAAUUUUGGAGGAAUGUAUGAAAAAGGCCCGAAAUGAAUUCGACAACGCAUUGUUGGAUCCUCCUAAAUUUACAGUCCCCGAUGAGUUUAAAGACAUCAAAGAUCUUAUAAAUCUUAUCAAAGUAAUAAUUUCCGACAUAAAACCAACAAAAAAAUUAGAUGAGCUAUUUGGUGAUGCUGUAAAUAAAUUGAAGAAACUACCAAAUCAAUUGAAAUUAUUCCGAGAAGCAUACGACGUUCUUAAAAAAAUUGAAGCUGGCGCCGAUAAAUUACAAAAACAAAAAGUGUUUAAUAACGACACUGAAAAAACUUGCUCUGCAGCUAAACAUAGAUAUGAUAAUAUUAGAAAGGACCUAGAAGAAGUUCGAAAACUGGGAUCACAAGUAAAUGCAACAAUAGUUAAAUGGAAAAUAGAUAGAAUAAACGAAGAAAGUUUCAAAGUUAAAAAAUCGUUGGAUGAACUAAAAGUUCCAAUUAAUCUCGAUGAAAAAUAUUUAUGUGAAAAAAACAUACUGGAAAUAUUUAAAGCGAUCAAAGAAGUAUCUUUUAAUAUAAAAAAACUGUUGGAAAUAAUAAAAGAAAAUAUCAGAUCAGAAUUACAAGAGCUCACGAAUAAAUUAAAGCCUCCUCCAAUAAAUGAAGAUAUACCCAAUAUGCCUUUCACUAAACUGCAGUUACAGGAUGCUAUCAAAUAUGUUAAACGAAACUUGAAAAAAGCGGAAAAAUUACGUGAUUUAAUAGAAAAGAAGAAAAUAACCGAAUCUGAUUUUGACAAUCUUGAAAAAAUCGUAUGUAAUCUCCACAAAAAUGAUGUUUGUAAAAUUGUUAUACCUGUACCUGUUGAAAAUUAAUUUUUUCGUAAUAAAUUUAUUAAUUAAAUGGAA